AAUUACAAACUUGUCCAGUGUUGCAUUAAACUGACAUAGUUCGGCGGUUCAUUUUACACAAACAACUUUGAGGUCAAAAAAGCUAUUGUCUUUGACAUUGGCAACCGUUGAUAACAUUAAUCUUGUUUACCACGAGUAGCUCCAAGCAUCUGUUUCUAUUUAAAUAAAUUUAUCAAUAUUGUUCCAGCACUUGUUUGUAAAUUCGGAUUAUCAUUUAUUUAUACUUAUAUUCAGGUGCAUUGAAAAAGUAUAUAAAGCACCGUGUUAUUCAUUUUCAUUUAUUCUCGUCGCAUUCGCGGCUUUGCCAAGUACUUUGCAACGCCCAGCUGCUACAUAUUUUACUGCAAUAAAUUUGAAAUUUCGAAGAAAUGGCCGAGAAUUCUCGUUAUGUACGUUUGGACGCUAAUGGUACGGAAGGUAUUGAAGAGCCUAAUCCAAGUAGACGGAUAAGAAACAAAAGCAUUCUUGAGAAGAUGUUAAAUUCAAACGACGCUGAGAGUCAGCAAGUGGCAAAAAGAAGAAGAGUAGAAGAACGUCCUGCAUCUUCAUCGAAUCCAGAUUAUGUGUGCAUAAAUGAUGUCUCGAUUAAUUCACCCGUCACACCAAUACCAGCAUCUCCAUCACCGGCAGCCUUAGACUUUCCUACGAUAUCUAGAAGAAUUUCACAAUCAUUAGAAAAUCUCGCGAAUGUGUCUGGAUUUCGUGUGGCCACCGAAAUUUCUCAAGAGAAUCAUUUAACUGAGUUUCAUUGCUGGUUACUGAGUACUGCAAUACUGAAUGAUUUGAGCUCUCGUUCAUUUCUUGGUAACUCGGACGUAGCCCAGAUGACAAGUCAAGAGUUACUGUGUCAAGCCAUUGAUCUCUAUGAGGAUGUAGAACAACUAUCACCACGGGAACUACUGAAUCUACCAUUCAUUCCUAGUCCAAUGCGUUCUAACAGCCAGUUAAUGGAGAUCCCAUUUCUCGAUCCUCUGCUGGUUGUAUUGUGGAGCAUACACCUCGAUGAGAUUCCUUGGAUGCUCAACAUCUUACCAUGGAGAAUCCUAGAUCGCCCUACUCGAGCGGGUCGCAGUAUUCUCGAGUGGAUCUUCAGACUUCGGAAUCUCCAUCAAUGGCUGGAGGCAACCAGAGCUCCGCCCAAUAUAGCACUAAAAAUCAUCCGUUUUGUUGAGAAGGUUCCACGGUCAUAAAUAGUAUAGUGUAUAGCGAGGAAGAAAGCAUCACGAUCUAAAACAAGCGAGGUUGACAGUCCGAGCUGAAGGGUAUGCUGCUUUCACCCAAAAUCUAGAGUUGUAAUAAUGCCAUAUCAUAUAUUAUAUUUUGUAUCUGAUCUGAAUGUCAGUUGUCAAUCGAAACAAGUCAAUUUAGGAUCGAUAGUGCAUGUCUACGUUUAACUUAAUUUGUUAAUAAUCAACUGCAAUUUUCGUGUGGCUAAAGUACAGUCAGAAACUGAUGUACUGUAUAGUGUUUAUUCAUGAUACCAGCAUCGAAACAAAGUUUUAGUAUCUUUAUAGCCAGUCGAAACAAGCUACUUUCAGUCUAAUGCCAUGAAUUAAUAUUAGCAAACGCGUGAAUUGUAGAUACCUUCAGUCAGCGGGCGAAAACAAACUUGUUUCGCCCCUUGAGAAAAAGUAUUUCGCAAUUUAAGCUCUUAGUUGUUUGUUUAAUAGUCUUACCAUUAACUAUUAAUUUCAUUAACGUAAAUGACAACCCGUAAAUAGCAGCCAACUUCACCCUGCUCUCAAAUCAUUUUGCUUCAUCCCUUGUCACACGAUAUCUUAUUUUACCAUAUCUGCACCCAAAAUUCAAAUUCCUGCCCUGUUUAGACGAAGAAAAGUCGUCCUAUUCUUUUAUGAGAAUGCCUAUGAUACAAAUUAGCACAUACGCAAUUCUUUCCACAAACAGAGGCAAAAAUGUAAAUUUUCAGGUGCAAGUCUGGUGAAAAAAUGUAUGCACACCAUAGACGAAGGGAGGACGUCCUAAUCAGCGUGUUUGCUACACUCGCAUUCGGUUCGGGUAGGAAACUGCAUACAUGGGUCGAAAUGUUCUAUUUUCCUCCCUAGGUGUGUAAUAUACUAAUUCGCUCUAAGAACAGAUCUAAUAAUUUUUCACGUACUAAAUCACAUUAGUCAGUAAGACUUCGUAGUUCUAAUACAAAUGAUGUUGAAAAUUAUUUUUAUAAUAUUUACUUAAUAAGCGGAAUGGUGUAAGAUUCCAAUUCUAUGUUUAUUGAAUAGAAAUAAAUAAAUGAGUUAACAAGGUCGGGAGUAUUUUAUUCUUGAUAUCGUAAGUUUCUGCCACUGAAGCCGUGAUGGCUAGUCACAUUAUGGCCAAAAAAAUAACAUUAAAUAUUUCCGAGUAUUUUUAUAAUACCUAAUUGAUACCUUAAGAAAUUUUCUUAAUCACGAUCACUCCUAGUACCGUUUUUUGAAGUUUGUAUGAAAUCUUCAUACGAUUUCUGUCUUCAGCUACUAGGAGCGUUCGUCAUUACGAAAUUUUCUAGAUAGAAGGAAUUCAACACCAGGGCUUAGUAAAUCGAGAUUGAUUGUUGUAGAUAUUUUAAUUGUGUGUACAAUCAGAGUCUAAAGAAGUUUUCCAUUUAAAUAUUUUCAGUAGGGCAACAACAAAAUUUAGUACAGACGCACUAAAAGAUGUUACACAAAUAAAAAGGAAAAGUCCAUUAUUUCAUAAAAUUCACUUAGCUCACGAUAAAACACAAAAAAAAAAGUACACUGAUCACUCUCAUAACACCAAGCAGGAAAGAAUUGAUGGGUUACUGAAUGCGAUUGAUACAGAGAAGAAUGUAGUCGUUGGGGACUGGAGCAUCAUUCCAAUCCUCUAUUUUGCGGAACCAUAAGAAGGUUUCAUACAUCUUCGAAACAACUGUUGUAUCACCGAUAGUUAUCACGGCACCCUCCAGCGUGUGAUGUUUUGAAAAGUAAUCUUCAAGGUCCGUGUGUAAUACGUGUUUCAUCAACAGCGGAGGGCAAAACUCCCAUUCCUUUGGCAGGAUACACAUUAAGUUACUCAUUUUCUUGCACAACGUUAUCACAACAAAGACGUCCAAUGUGUUGAGUGAGUUUUUCUUUAAUGUUUACAUUAUAACGCAGUCUACCUUUAUAUUGGAAGAAACAGGAUCAAUAACCCCAACGUUAUUUGUGAUGACCGUACGCUGCGAAGGUUGCAAUAACCUUAUCGAAUAAUCAGUCGCAUAUGAGUUGUUUGUCUGUAUGUUUUCUUUUUGGAUUUUCCGCGGUUGAAUUAUA
Molecule: messenger RNA, 3266 nt
Organism: Microplitis demolitor
Lineage: Eukaryota; Metazoa; Arthropoda; Insecta; Hymenoptera; Braconidae
Gene: orph-G2-1
Exons: 2
Coding region: 369-1190 (273 amino acids)
Source: RefSeq, a predicted model, not a curated record